AUGGUGCAGACUAUCAUCCCGAUCGUCUCCCAGCGGACCACUCCGCAUACGACUCGACCUUCGCAGCAACAGGAGACCCUCGUCCGGACUCACGCACCACUUCCCAAGCUCCCUGGCUCGCCUCGAAACUCGAUGACCUGGCCCGGGAGCCGGGAGGCAGAAGACACGGCGAGCCGCCCCGAGCGCGAGGCUCCUCAAAGACUCGACGAAGUACAACAGGAAGUUCGAAAGUCAAAAGGAGAGCUCGGGGUAGAUGGUCAGCAAGGAUCCCCGUUCACCCCCGAGAUCCAAGAUCAAGCGAUCCCGUCACACUUUCGCCUCCCUUCGCUGGAUGCGUAUGACGGCGCCGCUGACCUAGCGGACCACGUGGUCGCUUUUCGCGCCCUGAUGGCGCUGUACGGGACUUUCGACACCUUGAUGUGUAGGGCAUUUCCAACAACCCUGUGGGGGCCGGCCCGCGCGUGGUACAGUACCCUAAAGGUUGGGACCAUCGCCUCCUUCGACCAACUCGCCACGGAUUUCGAGCUUAGCUUCCUGGCUUACGCUCGACCAAAGCCGUCCGUGGCGUUGCUCCUCGGACUUAACCAAAGGGAGGACGAGCCCCUCUCCCUUUUUGUGAACCGCUUCACGACGCAAAUUCGUGGGCUGUCAGAUGCUCACCCCUCUCUGUUGAUGCAGGCAUUCAUGACAGGCUUGCGGCCUUCCAGGUUCUUCUGGUCUCUCAUGGAACGACCCUCCGUCGCGGUCCCCGAAAUGCUUCAGCGCGCUAGUCAGUUCAUCGCCGCGGAGACGUGGAUGGCUGGGAAACGGGAGGAGCACAAAAAGGUCAAGUCGGAGCCGCCCCGACAGCAACAACCCGCUGCGUCCCGGCGUAAAUUGGAUAGAUCCAACCCAAGGCCUCCUCUCCUCGCCUUGAAUUCAUCCCGAACAGAAAUAUUUCUCCAUGAGAAGGGGAAGGGACUGCUCAAGGAGCCCCACCCAAUGAGGAACCCGCAGGAGCUCGCAGACCGUUCAAAAUAUUGUCGCUUCCAUCGGCAACAUGGGCACGACACUGAAUAG
This is a messenger RNA of Musa acuminata AAA Group (dessert banana), 1059 nucleotides long. RefSeq lists its product as uncharacterized. The record is from RefSeq and is a predicted model, not a curated record. The coding region runs from base 1 to 1059 and encodes 352 amino acids. The transcript is spliced from 2 exons. NCBI's taxonomy places the organism in Eukaryota, Viridiplantae, Streptophyta, Magnoliopsida, Zingiberales, Musaceae.